AUGAUUCACGCCCUUCUUUGGCUCAUUUUGAGCUCCCUCAAGGAACUCGACACUCGCCGAUCCUCAGCCACGAAAGCUCGGAUCAUGGAUGCCGGCUGUGGUCGUACCUUCUUUCUCGGGACGACGCAUGAGCCCACGAAAAAGGAAGGGGCGAUGGUUGCAGCCCGCCAACACCAAAUGGAAAGGGCGAAGAAACGGGUUCAGCUCUGUUUCCACGCCGAAACCCCCCAUAAAGAAACCAACUUGUUUCACACCGGAGCGGAUUUUCUUGACACACCCUUUACGGCUACUUUGCAUAGCAGGAUGGUCCGCCUCGACAGCAUCUUUUCCCGGUCGUCAGGGAAAGGAAGCAACGCGUCCGACAAUGGUCGUUCUUGGACUCUGAGCCGGCCACAGUCAAUUAUGAGCCAGUCACCGCAACGAAUUAAAGUGCCACUGAAAGAAACACCAGCGAAUGAGCCGGAGGAGCCCAAAACAGUGUGCGGGUCCAGCGGUGAAUGCGCUACGGACCAACUACAGGAGAACCGCCCACGACUUUCCAAUCCAGAACCUAGCACAAAGCUGGAUGCUCCCGGUAGCAGUGCUACAGAGCCAUUGGAGUUUCCGCCUAACUCGGGAUACUCUUCACGACGCUUCGCAGGUUUCAAGACUCUCUUUCGCACCCGCACACACAGACGGCGGAGACUCGAUUUUGAUAUCCGCAAGGACGGAGACAUAGACAAUGAAAACCCCAAAAACUCCACCUCUGAAGAGGCUGGCGAUGUUGCGGCACAAAGGGAUCAGGCUGUAGUUGCUACUCAGCCCAACGGGCUAUCCAAAGUCUCUCCGGACGAUGAAACUCGAAAGGUCAGCGAUACGAGUGAGAAGUCAGUAAAUUCAAGCACUACCAGCAACACUGUUUGUCAUCAUCCGUCUAAACGGAUGUCUAUGCCCAUUACAGUUGUAGACCGGGACCUAAUUCACCAGAACCCAUUCGACGAUAUCUACGAAGCUGCACGCUCAGAAACCUACGUUAGCAAUCCAUUCUCGGAACCAAAAAAGGGCACCAGAUUUACAGACCAGUCAAGUUCCGGAUACAGUGGCUCAGACAACCCAUUCUCAUCGAUGCCUAGCGAAGCCCGUGAAAUGAGUAACUCGUCGCAAUCAAGCUGGCACUGCCCUACGUUAUCAGGGUUAUCAGGGUUCAACGGCUGGCCGACGCCUGCCGAUCGGCGUUUGGCGACGGACUCAUUUAAUAGGCUAGCGUGCGAUCUAUAUUUGGAGCCCCUGGGGGCCAACCCUGAUGACGUCAGUCAAUAUGAUAGGGCUUUGGAUGGUAUUUUUGCAGUACCCGGGGACAAGCUAGAGCGGAGACGAGACCGGCUCCUCGGUCGGAUUCGAACUAUGCGAUCAACAAUGCAUAUCAAAUCUGAGCCAGCUGUACCCCGGGCAAGGAGUUUACGGCGAAUGAAAACGUUUACUACGCUCUCUACGGGAUCUUGUCUAAUGACAUCGUUACAGGGGAAAUCGUUAGAAACACUAGCUAGGCUUGGUGGGUUUGGCUUCUUAACACUCCCAGGUGAUUUUGCACCGACAACACUCAACCUUCCGGUGUGCUUUGUAGCCACUAUCAACCAUCUGCGAAGUUAUGCUCCUGGAAUGCAAGGCCUGUUCGUCGACCAUGGUGACCUCGAAACGGCCACGCAAACGUACCAUUAUUUUGCAGACCAGGUUCUAUCCGCAGAGAAGGAAAGGAUCAGGAUCCAUAUGACAAUGAGGAGCAGCAGAAUGCCAAAUUUCCUCGAGGAAGCUCCCGAGCCAGAUAUGGAAAAUCAAAGUUCGCAGGUUCUGGGCAUCGCAUUCACUUUCAAGGCACUAUUAGCAGGAAUUCCUGGUGGUAUAUUGGGGUCUAUGCAGCUGUAUCGAGUUCUCGUUAAUAUCUGCCACGGGCGAAUCUCUUCACGGUCGGUGCAGCGAACUGGCAGCUGUCUCGCAGGACUAUCGGCCGAGGAUUAUGCCAAGGUGCGAGCCAUGAGCCUUGGAAUACUGGCACUUACCAGCUCGAUGCAGCUCAAUCUGAUUUGUGCGGUGUUUGGAUUGUGCUCGCUGCUCCUCCAUGAAACGGAACGAAUGGCCGAACUGGAGCUGCGCCAGCGCCGACGGUCGAAUCGGCGUCCCAUUGCAAGUAGCACAGACAAGCUAAGUUCGGAUCGUCUUGCAGCGACUCUGGGCCCGCUCCUCAUCGAGACCGGGCGAAGCGAGAGUCCUGAUACGUUCCAUGCCAUCCAGGAGGAGAUCGAGAGCCAGCGGGUGGUUGCACUCCUGAUUGGGAACUGGCGCAGCAUCAGCCGACAGCUGCGGAUCUGGGAGCGGCGUGGCCUGGAAGGUCAUGUACAUGCAGGGCCGGCCCGCGCGACAAGUGUCGAGAGCAGAGAAGGAACAGGGACGGGGAAUUGA
Messenger RNA from Aspergillus puulaauensis, 2436 nucleotides. RefSeq lists its product as uncharacterized. The coding region runs from base 1 to 2436 and encodes 811 amino acids. NCBI's taxonomy places the organism in Eukaryota, Fungi, Ascomycota, Eurotiomycetes, Eurotiales, Aspergillaceae. The record is from RefSeq and is a predicted model, not a curated record. The transcript has 4 exons.